UAUAUAUUCUGUAAAAUUUUUGACAUUGACUCUAUUGUCUAUAUACAAAUGUAACAUCAACUGUGUGUAUUGUUUAAGGAAUGAAAGAAUAAUCACAGAAACUACAAUAGAAAAUAGUUUUAUAUUCUAUAAAACGUGAUUUGCUAUUACUAACAAGAAAGAGUUAUGGUUGAAAAUAAUGUCCAAUCUAAGCAGCCUUUUUUCAUGCAGAAUAUAAUGGUUGAUUGGGGAAGAUUUCAAGGGCUUGAAAAUUUUCAAUAUCCAAAUUUUCAAGUCCCCAACUUCCAGGGUGCCAACAUUCAAGGUCCCAGUUUUCAAGGCCCUAAUAUCCAAGGUCCAAGCUUCCAAGAUCCUAACUUGCAAGUUCCCAACUCUCAAGGCCCAGGACCUGAUCAUAAUUUACAGCCUAACAAUUUUAGGUAUCCACAGUUCAACAAUGCAUUUGGGAGUUACAGCGGUGGCUAUGGAGCAUUAGGUCAAUUUAAUCCAAAUUUUCCUAUACAACCUCAAUUUUUCGGCCCGCCUAGGUUCCCAGGUCCUCCGAGACCACCACAGCCACCACCACCAAUAAGGGAUGAACAAUAUUCAUUCCAACCCAGGUUUUGCCCUGACUUUCCAUAUGUGAAAAAGAACCCAAUUGAUGACAAAACAAUGAAAUCAUUAUUACAUUGUGGCCUGACCAAGGACACCAUCAGAACCUUGCCUCGAAGUUUACUUAAGCUCUAUCAAAGUGAUAACUGUGGUCUGUGCUCCCAGAACCUAGACACACUGGGUGUGGCACGUUUGCACUAUAUAAGCAAAAAUCAUCAGAAGAAGCAAAAAAAAUGGUUAACAUCAAGAUCGGAUGUAGGAUCACAUCGCAUUAAAGAGCAGCCGCUAAAGGCACGGGAAUUAUACUGUGAAUUAUGCGAUGUGCACAUAACGUCUAAAAUACACUCUGAAUCACAUUACUCUGGAAAGCCACAUAGAGCAAUUGUUGAUGGUCGCAAGGUCCCGAAGAAUCCAUUUUUAAUACAGAGAGGAAUGGAGGAGAGAUUGGAUUUAUUAAUACGUCGCGAAAAGAAAUUCCUCAAAGUAGAAGGAGAACAGGAAUCAAAAAAGAAAGAAGUCAAAAUUAUUCAGCCAGAGCUGUACUGUGAGAUUUGUGAGACGUCAGUGACAUGUAGUGAGCAGAUGGUAAUGCAUUUGAAUGGUAAACGUCAUCUGGGGAAAGAAAAGCAACAUAUACUCAAAGUGAUGAAAGGUGACAACCCUGAAACUGUCAAGGGAACCAGUAAUGACGUGCAAGGUGAAAAAGAAGACCAGUCACAACAGGGCGAGGAAGAUAAUGACGCUUCGGAAAACGAACAAGAAAAUUGGGAGGAUUUAUAAGAAGAAUACUUGUAUAAAGUGCUCGAAAUCAAAGCCAAGAACCAUUUUAUUAAAUAAAUAUAUGAUUAUUUUUAUUAAAUAAUGUUACUUAAUGUAAAUUAAUUUUAGUAAUAGACAAAACAAUGUAAUAAAAAUUUUGGUAAAAUUAA
Messenger RNA from Danaus plexippus (monarch butterfly), 1520 nucleotides. RefSeq lists its product as uncharacterized. The transcript is spliced from 11 exons. Gene Ontology annotation, molecular function: zinc ion binding; nucleic acid binding. Bases 166 to 1371 code for a protein of 401 amino acids. The record is from RefSeq and is a predicted model, not a curated record. NCBI's taxonomy places the organism in Eukaryota, Metazoa, Arthropoda, Insecta, Lepidoptera, Nymphalidae.